This is a messenger RNA of Penaeus monodon (black tiger shrimp), 2037 nucleotides long. Its product is annotated as integumentary mucin C.1-like. Gene Ontology annotation, cellular component: external side of plasma membrane. The coding region runs from base 11 to 1864 and encodes 617 amino acids. Gene Ontology annotation, biological process: biological process involved in interspecies interaction between organisms. The transcript has 7 exons. Gene Ontology annotation, molecular function: carbohydrate binding. The record is from RefSeq and is a predicted model, not a curated record. Lineage: Eukaryota; Metazoa; Arthropoda; Malacostraca; Decapoda; Penaeidae.
GAACGUAAAGAUGGCCUGGUUCGUUGCCUUUCUGAUCAGCAUCACCAUCUUGCUGGCAUCUUGCGAGGAGGUCGUCGAGGUGUCCCUCACCCAGGAGUGCGAAGUCGACAUUUCGAUCGUCUACCCCCCUAAUACACCUGAUCAGGAACCCACAGUCACUUGCUCUACUGCCUGUUCAGCUUCUGAGAUCCAGACAUGGUUCGUGGGGUCGCUGUACCGCAGGGCGAGCAAACUUAAAACUGAAUAUGGACUGAUGGUGAAAGUGGACUACGAUAUUAACAACAUGCUGUCCUGUUCUCUCGUUCCCUUCCAGAAGAAUUCAAAACUCCUGGCAGACUACGAAGAACGCAACAAUGAGUGCACUACUGUUCCUCCAGCCUCUACAGCUGAACCAACUACAGCAACGCCAACCACUACAGCCGAACCAACUACAGCAGCUCCAGUAAUUACAGCCGAACCAACUACAGCAGCGCCAACCACUACAGCCGAACCAACUACAGAAGCGCCAACCGCUACAGCCGAACCAACUACAGCAGCGCCAACCACUACAGCCGAACCAACUACAGCAGCGCCAACCACUACAGCCGAACCAAGUACAACCAGAACCACGUCCACUGCUAAGACCACCACAGAUAUGUUAUCCACAUAUGACUGUUUAUGUUCAGAUGACCAGUCUACAGCUGCACCAGCUACAACAGCUGCAAAAACUACCUCAGACAUAUUGUCCACAUACGACUGUUUAUGUUCAGAUGAGCAGUCCACAGCUGUAACUACUACCACAGCUGCACCAACAACCACAGCUGCACCCACAACCACAGCUGCACCAACAACCACAGCUGCACCAAAUACUACAGCUGCACCAACAACCCCAGUUGCACCAACAACCACAGCUGCACCAAGAACCACAGCUGCACCAACUACAACAGCUGCACCAACAACCACAGCUGCACCAACUACCACAGCUACACCAACUACCACAGCUGUACCUACUACCACAGCUGCAGAAACUAUCACAGCUGCACCAACAACCACAGCUGCACCAACUAUCACACCUGCACCAACUACGACAGCUGCACCUACUACAAUAGCUGCACCAACUACCACAGCUGCACCCGCUACCACAACUCCACCAACUACCACAGCUGCACCUACUACAACACCUGCACCAACUACCACAGCUGCACCUACAACAGCUGCACCCACUACUACAAUUGCACCAACAACCACAGCUGUACCAACUACCACAGCUGCACCUACUACAACCGCUGCACCAAAACCUACUACUAUACCAACAACUACCACAACCACCACAACACCAACAACCACAACCACUACUACAACAACCACCACAACACCAACAACCACAACCACUACUACAACAACCACCACAACACCAACAACCACAACCACCACGACGACCCAGCCACCCACGACCACGGCGUGGGUGUGUCCCAGCGGCUGGUCUCUCUACGGCUACUCCUGCUACCACGUGAGCAGCUCCAGCGGGUCCUGGACGGCGGGAAGGAGCUACUGCAGCGCGCAGGGCGGGUCCUACGUCAAAAUCAGCAGCUAUAAUGAGUGGCUGUUCCUCAGAGGGACCCUGUCGGCCGACACAUGGAUCGGCCUCAACGACCGAUCCAGCGAGGGCAGGUACAGGUGGGAUGCCGACAACAGCGGGGCUUCCUAUACCAAGUGGGCCGGAGGGCAGCCGGACAACGACCGGCCGUGGUACCAGCUGUGGUGGGGCGAUGGCGAGGACUGCGUGAUGAUGCUCAAGUCUUCAAGCUACUACUGGAACGACGCAGACUGCGAUAACAACUACCGAUUCGCCUGCGAGAGGCCCGCCUCGAUCACCAGAGGCUAAUGCAUCGCCACAGACCGACGCUCGCAGACGAUUGCCGAAAUCAGCAUGCACAUACAACGCAUCUGAAUGUGUUGCAAUGAAGACUGAUUUAUGGAAAUUACUAUAAAAUUACUACAUAUAAUCCUCCACUCCUCCACUCGAAUUUUAGUUUACAUUAAAGAAACGGUCACCUC